CCAGCAGCUCGUCUCGCGCUGCUCAGGUCCCCCUCUAUAAGGUUUUUAAAUUUCCCACGCCAGUUCGUGUCACAUCCGGUUCAGCACCACUGCUUGGUCCCUCUUCUCAAAUUUCCUGCCCACACCUACUUUCUCGUAUUAUCCAGCCAAGUUUGUCUAGUGAUGAAGUAAUAUUUUCGCCGCUUUCCUGCUCAUCCCCACAUUCGCGUCGGAACGCCGGUCCAGCAGGACAGAGGACGAAGAGGCGUCGAGAAGCUGAGAUGAGAUAAAUAUGCAAAGAGGCGGCUCCGCAAAUCAUUCCAGUCUCAUUUUUUUCAUUAUUUUGGCGCUGAAUUAAAUAUAUAUAUAUAUACGUACAUUCAAGAGGAGCGUCUGAUAGAGAGCCGGACAGCAGCACAGAAACCAGCUCUGCAUGUGAUAUCCUCGGAUCAGGUGGCAUCGGCGGCAGAAGAUGCAGCCUGCAAGCAAGCUCCUGAGUCUCACCCUCCUUGUUCUGAUGGGCACUGAACUCACCCAAGUGCUGCCUGCUAACCCAGAGGAGUCGUGGCAGGUGUACAGCUCAGCUCAAGACAGCGAGGGCAGGUGUGUGUGCACUGUUGUGGCUCCUCAGCAGACCAUGUGUUCACGGGAUGCCAGGACCAAACAACUGAGACAGCUCCUGGAAAAAGUCCAGAAUAUGACUCAGUCCAUCCAGAAUCUUGACCAGAGGACCCAGAAAGACCUGCAGUAUGUGCAAAGAAUGGAGGUGCAGUUGAGAGGCCUGGAAUCCAAGUUCAAACAGGUGGAGGAAAGCCACAAGCAGAAUAUCGCCAAGCAAUACAAGGCCAUAAAAGCGAAAAUGGAGGAACUUAGGCCAAUGAUACCAGUGUUGGAGGAAUACAAGGCCGAUGCAAAAUUGGUAAUGCAGUUUAAAGAGGAGGUCAAGAAUCUGACAUCAGUGCUAAGUGAACUGCAGGAGGAGAUCGGGGCCUUUGACUACGAGGAGCUUCACAACAGGGUGUCUAAUCUUGAGGAGAGGCUUCGUGCAUGCAUGCAAAAAUUAGCUUGUGGGAAGCUGACAGGGAUAAGUGAUGCUAUAACCAUAAAAACAUCUGGAUCAAGAUAUGGAUCCUGGAUGACUGAUCCGCUUGCCCCUGACGGUGAUACGCGGGUGUGGUACAUGGACGGUUACCACAACAACCGCUUUGUCCGGGAAUACAAGUCAAUGGUCGACUUCAUGUAUUCGGACAAUUUCACCUCACACCGGCUUCCUCACCCCUGGUCGGGCACAGGGCAGGUGGUCUACAACGGCUCCAUCUACUUCAAUAAGUUCCAAAGUAAUACCAUCAUCAAAUUCGACUUCAAGACAGCCACCAUCAGCAAGUCCGGUCAGCUGGAUUACGCCGGCUACAACAACCGUUACCACUAUUCCUGGGGUGGUCAUUCCGACAUUGACCUCAUGGUGGACGAAGGUGGGCUUUGGGCCGUCUAUGCCACCAAUCAAAACGCAGGGAACAUUGUCAUCAGCAAGAUCAACCCACUGACCCUGCAGGUCAUCAAAAGCUACACCACCAACCACCCAAAGAGGAGCGCAGGUGAGGCCUUCAUGAUCUGUGGGACACUUUAUGUCACCAACGGAUACUCAGGAGGGACAAAAGUCUACUAUGCUUUCCAUACCAACUCCUCUACUUACGAGUAUAUCGACAUCCCCUUACAGAACAAGUAUUCCCAUAUCUCCAUGCUGGAUUAUAACCCUAGGGACAGAGCUCUUUACGCAUGGAACAAUGGACACCAGGUGCUGUAUAACGUCACCUUGUUCCACGUCAUUCGCUCUGAGGAACUCUAAAGUGACAUUCUCCAUCCCUUUGAGAUAUACAGUAGCACUGAUGAAGUUUAUUACUGAAAAAAAGAGUAAUGCCUGAUGAUUGUUCAAUAAAAGAAUAAUGAACAGCUGCCAAAAGUCUUUUUUUCUUUUGUAAGCUUUCCUUAGAUAAUUGUGUUUGAAUUUUCACUGCAAAAAAAUGUAUUAAUUAGUAUUUUUGUCUUAUCGUCCAAUAAAAAUAUUGAAACAUUCUUAAAGGGGAUAUUGGAUGCAAAAAUCACUUUUACAUGGAGUUUGCAUAUAAAUGUGUCUUAACAGUGUAAAUAUUCAUCCAUUCAUUCCUUUUUUUAAAUCCCCCAAAAACCUAAACAGUUUUGUUGUUGAUGGAAACACGCCACAGAAUACAAAAAAAAACAGAAGAGAGGGGCGGGGUGAGCAGUAGCUCAUUAUCAUUUAAAGAGACAUGCACCGAAAGGGUUCGCUGUGAACAGAGCAGUUUUUGACAAUGUAAAGGGUGUUGUUUUACAUGACCUUUGAGGAUUUUUUAAACAAAUUAUGUUACAGACAUUUCAUGAAGAGGCUAAAUUCAUACCAGCUUGUGGAAAAUGGGCAUUUGAUGUCCCCUUUAAAACAAGAUCAAUUUACUUGAGAAGCAAAAUUGCGUAAAAUAAUGUUAAGCAAAAAUGUAACAAAAUUCUGUUCUUAGAAGUCUUAUGUUCUUCUAAAAUGCUUACAUUUAUUCUUAAAACACUAAAACACUAUAUAUAUACUAUACUAUAUAUUAUUUGAAAACAAACCUAAUUUUGCUUCAAGUACAUUUAUGUUGUUUUAUGUUUAGGUAUAUUUAGAUAUUUUAACUGCAAAACAAAAACACUGAUUAAUGAAAAUAUUUUUUACUGUGUUCUUAGUACUUGUACAGCUUUACCAACAUGAUUUAGUUACACAGCAGAGGGCAAAGAAGUGUGACGCAAGAAAGAUGCCAUUUAGUUACCCAGUUACAUCCUUUGUAUGGAGAGCAAUCAAAACUAUUUAACAUCAACUAAAGAACCGAAGGCACUGACUGUUGGAGGCACUCUGUUAAAGAACUGCAGCGUGCUGUUGUAACUGUAUGUAGUUUCUGAUUUUCACAAAGAUUUGCAUGAACAUUUUUAGCACUACGAUUCACAUGAUUGUAUUUAUUUUUUUCUCGCAGUAAUAUGAACCUUGUAUGUGAAAAAGAGACUAGAUUAGUGAUGGGUUUGCUAUUCUUCUUGCCAUGUUUCAUUUUUGCUGUAUCUUUUGUGUUCUUUUUUAAAUUUGUGUUCAUAAAGUGACUCUUAAAUAGUAGGAUGGAUUGUAAGAAAAAGACGUCAAGAGUAUAUAUGUAUAGAUAUAACUUGUCAGCAAAAAAAGUUAUCAAAAGACUAUGUGAAAAAAAAAUUUAUUUAUAAGGUAUUAUUCUUUGAGUGUAUUUCAAGACAGAUCCAUGUGUCAGCUGUUAGAAGAAAUAGAUGGCAUCAUCUAAAACUGUUACGCUUGCAUCCGUGUUGUACUUGCAAUGUGAUUCAUUUCAAUAAAGCCAGUCUUUAUUUUA
Molecule: messenger RNA, 3374 nt
Organism: Cyprinus carpio (common carp)
Lineage: Eukaryota; Metazoa; Chordata; Actinopteri; Cypriniformes; Cyprinidae
Product: noelin
Biological process (GO): signal transduction
Source: RefSeq, a predicted model, not a curated record